Alosa sapidissima (American shad) is the source of this 14194-nucleotide messenger RNA. RefSeq names its product A kinase (PRKA) anchor protein 9 (gene akap9). Gene Ontology annotation, molecular function: molecular adaptor activity. Gene Ontology annotation, biological process: signal transduction. Bases 625 to 13626 code for a protein of 4333 amino acids. The transcript is spliced from 57 exons. The record is from RefSeq and is a predicted model, not a curated record. Lineage: Eukaryota; Metazoa; Chordata; Actinopteri; Clupeiformes; Clupeidae.
CGAUCUAGAGCCCUCGGGCGGGGAGGAGGUCGGGGGAGGCGAAACGAGAGAGCCCCGCCAGACGGAGUUCACCUUCGCUCGCACCCUCCGCAGAGGCGAGACCGUCAAACACGACCAGACCUAUACCAUAGAGACAUUGCUUCUGGUGGCCGUCUGACAGGGCCAUUGCUGCGACUGCUUCUGUUCACCGGCACAGCACCGAGGGAUGGAUCCAAUAUCACUCCCCAGGACCACUGCAUCUGAAUUAUUAAUCUACUUGGCUGGGCCGAAUGCCCUACAGGGGCAUUGUGCUGCUAUUUGUUGGAUGGAGGGGUCAUUAUUAUUAUAAACAUGACUCCCAUAAGCUGAUGAUGCUGUAUAGAUGCAAUGGGCUGUGGUCUGUUAGGAAGGUGUGUGUGUGUGUGUGUGUGGAGAUGCUCCCCUCUCUGUAUGUAGGUCAGUGGGGUAGACGACAGGCAUGGGGAGUGGCUGGGAUGCAAUUAUCCUUUCUUCUGGAAGGGAAGGAAAAAAAGAGAUCACCGCCGACCACCCUUUAAGAGCCUGUUGGCAAAUGGAUCCUGCAGUCGCCACCAUGCAGAGCUGCUUUGGGCGCGUGGAUUUCUGAAUGCAUCUGCCAAGGGCACCAUGGCUCUAACUGCUGUCUCUCUGGGCUACAAAUCGCCUGAAAGUGAGAUGUCUACCACAGCAGAAGACUACUCCACAGAGGUGAAUGGGUGCCUGGAGAAGACAAACAGAGCCACGGAGGCUCCUCAGGACUUACUCUGGGAGGAGGACCUGCGUCAGACUGUAGCCCCAUCAGAUCAGGACCUGCUGACCCAUCCACAAAACCGACUGCAGGACAUGGAGGACGAGCUGGCCGCUAAGACGCAGGCCCUGGAGGACCUCACCAGGGAGCUGGAGGACAUCCGUGCUGCCUUCGGCACCGAGGAGGGAGUGCAACAGCUGCAGGACUUUGAGGCGGCGCUCAAGCAAAGGGACGGCAUCAUCACGCAGCUCACCGCCAACCUGCAGCUGGCCCGCAAGGAGAAGGACGAGGUCAUGAGGGAGUUCCUGGAGCUCACCGAACAGAGCCAGAAACUCAACAUUCAGUUCCAGCAGCUACAGGCGGGCGAGACUCUGCGGAACAGCAGCCACAGCAGCACGGCGGCCGACCUGCUCCAGGCGCGCCAGCAGCUCGUGCUCCACCAGCAGCAGCUGGAGGAGCGGGACGCCGAGGUCAGAGGUCACCGGGAGCGCGGCGAGGAGCAGCGGCUCCUGAUCAGCCAGCUCCAGCAGCGCCUCAGACACAUAGAAACGGUGGGCACACAAGCAGACGAGUCGCUCGCACUGAAAUUACAGGAGAAAGAGCUGCUGGUGGCCAAGCAGGAGAGGGCCAUGUCCGACCACGAGCACUCGCUCAUGCACCUGCGGGAGGAGCUAACCUCCUCAGAGCAGCAGCGGAGUGUGUUGAGCCAGCAAUUAGCCGCCAAGACCCAGGAACUGGACGCGACUAAAGCAGAGGCUGAGCGGAGCCGGUCAGAGCUUGAAUGUACCAAGGUGGACCUCGAAGGAACGAAGGUUGAGUUUGAAAGGACCAAGGUUGAGUUUGAGAGCAACAGGUUGGAUCUCGAGAGGAUCAGGAAAGAGUUGGAGAGCAGCAAGGUGGACUUCGAUGGCAACAGGUCGGAGUUUGAGAGCUUGAAGAUGGAGUUGGAGAACAGCAGGGAGGAGCUUGCGAGCAACAAGGUGGAAAUGGAAAGUAACAGGGCAGAACUCAAUGUGACUGAGGCAGCACUUGAGGGCCUCAGGGUGGAGCUUGAGAAACUGAGGGCGGAGCAUGAAGGCAGAAGGGUGGAGCUUGAGAAACUGAGGGCGGAGCAUGAGGGCAGAAGGGUGGAGCUUGAGAGUGGUAGGGUGGAGCUUGAGAAAUGUAAGGCGGAGUUGGAAAGCAGCAGGGCGGAGUUGGAAAGCAGCAGGGCGGAGUUGGAAAGCAGCAGGGCGGAGUUGGAAAGCAGCAGGGUGGAGCUGUCGUCCUCACGGCAGAAGGAGCGCAUGUCAUCGGCGGAGAUCCAGCAGCUGAUGGGGACCGUGGAGGACCUUCAGCGGCGCUGCCACCGCGGCAGCCUUUCAGAAGGCGAAGCCCUGCAGCGGGCAGAGGAGGACGUGGCGCGGCAGCUGGAACGUCUCCGGGGCGAGCUGGACGAGAUGUACGGUGAGCAGAUCGUCCAGAUGAAGCAGGCGCUGCAGGCGCAGCACGCCGCCGAAGUCGAGCGGCUGCACCAGCACCAUGCCGGUGAGAUGGAACGGCUCCGCGGCCAGGCGACGCAGAGCUGCAGCGAGGCCAACCAGCUGAGCGCCCGCGUGGUGGAGCUGCAGCAGAAGCUGCAGGAGGCGCAGGUGCUGCGCGAGCGCGCCCGCCAGGAGCUCUCGCAGGUGACCGAGGAGAAGCUCGACCUGCAGAGCCAGGUGGAUGACCUCCUGAAGGACCUCCGCUCGGCCCGCGAGAAGGUGGAGGCAGCGGUCGCGCAGAACGCCGGAGACCGGCGCGAGAGCGAGGCCGAACGCCUUCGGAACACCAUCUCUGAGCUGGAGGCCCAGCUGGCCGAGGCUCACGAGGCGGCCGGCGAGCUUGAGGCCAAGCAUGAGUCUGAGGUGACCAACUACAAGAUCAAGCUGGACAUGCUGGAGCGCGAGAAGGACGCGGUGCUGGACCGCAUGGCCGAGUCGCAGGAGGCAGAGCUGGAGCGCCUACGCACAACGCUGCUCUUCAGCCACGAGGAGGAGCUGGGGCGCCUGCGCGACGAGCUGCAGCGCGAGAGCCAGCUCAACGCCGAGAACCUGCGCGACGAGCUGGACCGCCGCGGCGGCGAAGCCCUGGAGCAGCUGCGGGCCGCCCACGAGGCCCGGCUCCGGCAGGCCGAGCACGAGCGGGCCGACCUGGCCGAGGAGAGGGACGCGCUCCUGGCCGAGAUGGAGGCGCUGAAGGAGGAGCUGGCCCGGGCGUCGCUGGACAGCUCGCGGGCCGAGGAGCUGGUGGAGCGGCUGAGGGAGAUGGAGCUGGAAGUGGAGGAGCUGAGGGAGAGCGAGAGCGAGAGGGCCGACGCGGCGACGGAGAGAGAAAAGGAGGCGCUGAAGGAGGAGCUGCUGAAGGAGGUGCGGGAGCGCGAGCGGAGCUGGGACGCCAAGUACCGAGCGCUGGAGGCGGAGAGCAGGACGCUGACGGAGGACAACGCAGCCAUGAAAGACGAGCUGGAGCUAUUGAACGAGGACCGGACAAAGGUGCGGGAGAAGAUCGCCGCGCUCGUCGAGGAGAACGAACGCUUGCAGCAGAGCACCGACGAGCUGCGCGAGGAGAUCGAGCGUCAGAAGAACACCUUCUCGUUCGCCGAGCGCAACUUCGAGGUCAACUACCAGGAGCUGAGGGACGAGUGCACGUGCCUGGCCGGCGAGAAGGCGCAGCUUGAGGAGAGGGUCCGCCGCGAAACGCUCGAGUACGAGGCCAAACUCAACGGCCUGCGCUCGCAGGUCCAGCAGCUGCAGUCUGAGCUGUGCACUGAUCUGGAUGGAGGUGUGGUGGAGAAGGACACCACGGAGCUGAUGGAGAAGCUUCAGUCGUCGGAGAAGGAGCGAGAGCGUCUGGCCCAGCAGCUGUCCAAGACUUCUGUCUGUCUGGAGGAGAGGGAGGCGGAACUGAAGGAGAAGGAGGCAAAGCUGGAGCAGAUGGAGGAGGAGCUUCGUCUCGCGCAAGAGGAGAUGGGAGAGGUCAACGCUCGUAUCCGAGAGCUGGAGACCGAGAGAGCAGCAGCAGCAGCAGCCGCCGCUCCUCCGAACGUCCAGGCAAGCUCGCUGCAGCCCCCUGCCCCCAGCAAGGGCUCGUGCUCGGUGGAGGAGCACCCAGCUCGCCUGGCCUCCCUGGAGCAGCAGGUGGAGGCUCUGCGCUCCCAGCUCCAGGCUGCCGAGCAGGAGAGACGGCGCGCGGACGAACAGCACGCAGCCCUGCAGCGGGAGAAGGACGGGCUCGCCGAGCAGCUCCGGCAGCGCGCACAAGCACCUGUUGCGGGUGUCCCCCCUCCCUCCUCCUCCUCCUCCUCCUCCUCCUCAUCCGCCGCUUACUCUUCGUCCUCCCCCCACCUCUCCCUCUCGUCCACUCUCCCUGCCCCCGUCUCGCAGGCACUUGUGCAGAGCGAGAGCAGCCAGCGACAGCGGCAACAGGAGCCGCGCGGAGAGCAGAGAAGCACAGAGCCGCCUCGGCCGCCGCCGCUGCCGCUGGAGGAGAGAGAGAGAGAGGGAGAAGAGGAAGAGGAGGAACAGGUGGAGGAGAAGAGAGAAGUGGAGGCUGGCAGGAGAGAAGCGAACGCGACAGGAAAGAAGAAGAAGAGGAGACGACGGGGGAUGCUGCACAAGCAACGAGUUGCCGACGGCGAGCGGCAAGGGAGCGGAGACACGAAGCAGCCCUGCGUCAUGCCGUCUGCUCCACAGGAGGAGGGCAGCGUGAGCGCAGAUGACCUCGACGGCAGGACCUCAUCGUCCGCCAUCCAGCAGCAGCACACCGAGACCGCUCGCUCCAAGGCCGAGGACCAUGCGGAGUGUUUGUUGCAGCUGCAGGCCCAGCACAUCAGCCUGUCUCAGAUCCAUGCGGCACAGCUGGAGCUGCAGAGGGAGAGCCUGCAGGAGCAGACGCAGCAGACGCAGCAGCGCCUACACAGUCUGGAGCAGGAGCUGCAGCGCCUGCAGACGCCAGAGAGAGAACACGAAGAGGAAACCAGAUCUACAAAAUACCAGAAUGUAAUUCAAGCCAUUUCAGAUGAAUGCAAACAGGUCAUACAGUCAUUUGUUACUCUACUCGGUGAAGAGUUGGUGCUCUCUCUACCAUCUGAAGAAGAUGAGUGGAAGAGGGUAACUGCUCCAACAACCAAACGUACAGACCCAGGGUCACUGUUACAGGAGGCUGAAGAUCUGUGCAACAGCCUGUACCAGCUAAGGGAAGGCAUCACACAGGAAUACAGUCGCCUCCAGGAUCUACAGGCCUCACUGAAGGCUGAUGGGGACAAGGUGGCGUCAUUGCAACUGGCCAAUGAGGAGCUGAGGAGGACCAGUGAGGCGGAGAUCUCUGACCUGCGGACACGGAUCUGCACUCCCUCCCUGACCCAGGCCUCUGAUGGUCGCCACGAUGUCCAUGGGCGAGGGCAGGUACCGACGGCGCAGGCCGACACCUCCGAUCGCCUGCGGGCGGAGUUCCAGGAGCGUCAGGCCCAGCUAGAGCAGCGCCACCUGGAGGAGGUGGAGCGCCUGCGCGCCUACUAUCAGCAGCAGGCCAAGGAGACGCAGGAGCGCUACGCCACCGAGGUCAUCCUGCUGCAGAACAGGCUCCAGGAGCUCACCGGCACUGACGCCCAGUUCAGCAUACCAAGCAUGUCGGAGCAUCCCAUGCAGAAGGAAGAGGAAGUCGAAGAGUUUAAGUGGGAGGAGGACGUGGAGGCGGAGGCAGAGCUCCAGGGUCCGUCGGUGAGGUCGUCGGCGUCGUCUGCCGCGGCGGGACUGUCGCGGCAGCUGCAGUCGCUCCGGCAGGCUCUCUACCACAAGUACCUCCAGGAGGUGACCGCCCUCAAGGAGCAACACCGCGCCGAGCUGGAGCGCCUACGGAGGGAGAGGCAAGGAGAGGAGGAGGAGGAGCAGGAAGAGGAGGAGGAGGGGCGCGUAACGGUCAACGGCGAGCAGCGGUCAAGCAAGAGACGGGGAGAGCAGCUGACCCACUCAGUGGAGAGGGUGGAGGAGGAAAUCGCCAAGGUCAUAGUGCAGAUGUCAGUGGAGUUUGCCCAACAAACAGAGCUGGCUCGUCUGGCCAAGCAGGCACGGGAGACCUCCUCCGCCAUGCAGACCCAGCCGCCAGAGGGGGAGCAGGACGAAUAUGGGGAGGAGGUGGUGGAUGGCCUGGGGCUCCCCGUUGAGGAGCAGCUCCAGGAGAUGCGGAGGAGACACCGGGAGGAGGUGCAGCGUCUGGAAUUGGAGCUGCAGGAGCUCAGCCGGCAGCUGAGGGCAGCUGAGGAGCGGGCAGACGCCGACGCCGCCGUACGCGGGCCAGACUCGGCCCGGAUGCGGACAAGCCUGGCGGACGAGGCGGUGGCAUGGGGCCCGACGGCACGAGCCCACGCCGAGCCUCACACAAAGGCUGAGAUGGCCGCUGGGUCGGAGUCGCUGCUGGAGGAGCUGCAGCGGGCGCUGGGUCAGCAGGAGCAGGAGCACAGCAGGGAGCUGGAGGAGCUCCGGGCCGCCCACGCACACCAGCUGGAGGAGCAGAGGGACCAGCAGCUCCAGCUCAGCGCCCAGCUCCACACACUACACGCCCAGCUAGAGCAGGAGGCGCAAAUGAGAGAAGCAGAUGAUGGACAGACCAUGAGAAGAGAGAGACAAACGCAGCAGAAGCAGGAUCGCAACGUCCAGAGCACCUCAACACAGACCGAGCAGCAGGCCGCUGAGGAGGAAGAUGAGAGGACGAGGAAGAGGAAGGAGGAAACAGGAAGAGGGGCCUCGACAGGAGCUCAAGACACAUCCUCGGAUGUUAUCACCACAGAGAGGAACCUGCUUCGAAAAGCCAACGAGCGCCUGCGCCAGGUCCUCAGUGAUGUGCUCAAGACCACGGCAGCCGCUGAGGAGACCAUUGGAAGGCAUGUGGAGGGCCUCCUGGAGGCCACCAGCAGGGGGCAGCACCCGCCCCACAGGCCCACCUGGCAGAGGGCCCACGCAGAGGCCUUCAAACCCUACACUGGACCCGCUGGAGAUGAGUCGUCAGAGAGUUGCCAUGGUAGCGAGACGGUGGCGGACGAAGCAAGCGUGUGGUCAGGCGAGACUGAGGUGGACGAGGGCCUGGAGCUGUCGCAGCAGCUGCUGGAGGGCUCGCUGGCCACCGGGGCGGCGCUGGAGAACGAGGAGUACCUGACCACCAUCAGCACCCGCCUGCAGGCCGCCGUGGAGAAGCUGCUACUCGCCAUCUCUGAGACCACCAACCAGCUGGAGCAUGCCCGUGUGACGCAGACAGAGUUGAUGCGGGAGUCGUUCCGCAACAAUGAGGAGGUGCAGGAUCUGAUGAGGCGGCAGGAGGAGCUGCAGGAGCAGCUCAGUGAGGAGGGGCGCGCUCGCGAGCAGCUGGCCCUGGAGCUCCACAGGGCAGAAGGCUUGAUUGACGGCUACACGGGCGAGCGGGCGUCGAUGGAGGCGCAGGUGCGCCAGAAGGAGGAGCUACGUCAGCAGCUGGAGCAGGAGCUGCAGGUGACGGCCAGCCGGCUGCAGGAGCUGGAGCUGGAGCGCCGCCACAUGCAGCAGGAGCGCGAGCUGCUCUCGCGCCAGCAGGACGCCAUGAAGGACGACGCCGGCCCGCGCGAGCUGCGCCUAGUUGAAGCUGCAGUCCUUGCAGCACCUGAAGCAGACCUGCUGGAGGAGACGGAGAAGCUGAUGCAGGAGAAGGUGGAGGUGCAGCUGCAGGCGGAGAAGGAGAGCGUUGUGAUGCUGCAGCAUCUGAAGGGCCUGGAGGCCGAGCUGGAGGAGCAGGUGAACCGCAGCAUCGAGCAGGAGCAGGCACACAACGCCGAGACCGCCGACCUGCGUCAGCAGAUCCAGGCCCUGGAGAAACAGCUGGAGAAGAACCGCAAAUUCCUGGACGAGCAAGCGAUGGACAGGGAGCACGAGCGAGACGUCUUCCAGCAGGAGAUCCUCAAGCUGGAGCGGCAGCUGAAGAACCCGCCCAAAUCUCAGAGCGCCAGCGAGCAGAGGGACCGAGAGGUGGAGCAUCUGAGCACCCAGCUGCAGGAGAAGUCGGACUGGUGCAGCGAGCUGCUGCUGCGGAACGAGCAGCUACAGCGCGAGGCGGCCGAGCGGGACGAGGAGCUGGAGCGGCUGGGCGAGCGCGUGCGCCAACUGGAGCAGGCCCUGCUGACCAGCACCGACACCCUGCACAGGGUGGAGGAGUCUCGGCAGCAUGCCCCCAUGACUGAGGCUGAGCAUGGCACCCUGGAGGCCCAGCUGCAGACGGAGCGGGAGGCGCUGGACAGGAAGGAGAAGGAGAUAUGUAACCUGGAGGAGCAACUGGAACAGUUCCGUGAGGAGCUUGAGAACAAGAGUGAGGAGGUGCAGCAGCUCCACAUGCAGCUGGAGAUCCAGAGGAAGGAGCUGAGCAGCCAGCAGCUAGAGCUGGAGGCCAAGGCCAGCCUGCUGGAGGUGAUGGAGCAGAAGGAUAGGGAGAUAGCCCUGCUCAAUGAGCAGCUGGCUAAGCUCCAACACAUGGAAGACACCCCUGACAACAAGGUGAUGGAGGAGCGGAGUGAGCAGGUUCGGGAGCUGGAGUCUCAGGUGGAGAUCUUGCGCAGCGAGCAGGAGCGCCUGAAGAGGAGCAGCGAAGAGGAGGUGGACCAGCUGCACGCCGUCAUCGACAAGCUCCAGCAGGAGAUCGCUAACAUUGAGCACAAGCCACGGCACAGCCUGCAGGGGGAGGAAGAGGAUGAGGAAGAGCUUCACAAAGAGGAGAUGGACGAGAUGAAGCAGCGCAUGGACGAGGUGACGCAGGAGCUGGACACACUGAAGGUUGACCACCAGGAGCUUCAGGAGCGCUACGAGAGCCUCCGGGAGGAUGGGGCGUGGGCGGAGAAGACUACCACUGAACUCCAUGACGCCCUGCGGGAGAAGGCCGCCGCCCUGGUGGUGGCCCAGGCGCAGGUGCAAGCACUGGAGCAGAGCGCCAGCGCCCAGGUGGAGACGCUGAGCCAGCGGGUGGAGGAACUUGAGGUCUGUGUGGGCGAGAAGGACCUAGAGCUGGACGUGUGCCGGGUCAAGGUGGAGCGGGCCCAGACAGACGCGGCUGGCCUCCACCGCCGCGUUACCGAGCUGGAGGACAAACUCAGGGAGAAGGUGGCAGCCAUGCUGGUGAGCCAGGCCCAGCUCGGGGCCAUCCAGGCCCAGACCAAAGAGCUCCAGCAUGGGGUCAGCGCAGAACUGGAGGACCUGGGUGGACUGACCUCACUGAGCCCCAUGGUGGGGCUGGGGGCCCCAGGCUUCGACGUAGCACAGAGGGCCACCAGCAGAGCCGCAGCCCCGGCCGGUAAGGUGGGCCUGCUGACGGAGAAGCUGAAAGAGCUGGAGGAGGGCCUGUGCGGCAUGCAGAAGGACCAGGAGCUCCAGAAGCAGCUGCUGUCCAGCUCUGAGGAGGAGGUCAUGGAGUACGAGAGGAGGCUAGCCACGCUCAUGGACCUGCUCAGCCAGAUGAAACCGCCACAGCAGAGGACAUCGCUGUCAUCUGAGGCCUCGGGAGGUGAGGCGUCCAUGUCGGAGCUCCUCCAGGAGCUGCAGGAGGCGCAGGAGAAGGCCCAGGCUGCUGAGGAGGAGCUGAGAAGCUUCAGGGAGCACAGCCACAAACUACAGCAGGAGCUGCAGAUCAAAGAUUUAACAAUAGCUCAAUUACAAGAGGACCUUAAGGAGGCUUCAGAUGCUGGUGUUGAAGAGGACCCUGCUGUUGUGUCAGAGCUGCGUCAGGAGUUGGAGGAGGUGCGUGAGGAGGCGUCCUCCACCAAAGAGGAGCUGAGUCUCCACAGGGAGCGCAGCGACAAACUACAGGAGGAGCUGCUGGCAAGAGAGAUGACCAUAGCACAGCUGAAGGACAAACUCCACCGGGCCUCUGGGGUGGACGGCGAGGGCUCCGUGUCCGAGCUGCUGCAGGAGCUGCAGGAGGUGCGCGAGGAGGUGUCCUCCACCAAAGAGGAGCUGAACAGCUACCGCGAGCGCAGCGACAAACUCCAGCAGGAGCUGCAGCUCCGGGACGUCUCCAUCGGCCAGCUCCAGGAGGAGCUGCAGAGGCUGCAGAGCGCGCUGGCCCAGUCAGCAGAGCAGCAGCAGCAGCAGGCAGCCCAGGCAGCCAAGCACAUCCAGGGAGCCCAGCAGCAGCAGCAGCAGCAGCAGCAGCAGCAGCAUCCACCCCCCUCCCAGCCCAAGAAGAAAGGAGGCAAGCCAGAUCACCAUGGCGGAAAGAACAAGGGCGGUGCUGGCGGAGGGAAGGACAAGCCCUCACUCUCCAGGAAGAACUCUGCAGUCAUGCAGCCGGAGAAAUCCCCCUCUCCGUCGUCGUCCUCCUCCACGAGCAGGAACGGGCGAUCGCAAGUCGCCGCCACUGAUGUAGCAACGCAGACAGACUUGGGGCCGAUGCCGAUGGCAGCAGCAGCAGCAGCCGUGGGAGCGUCGCAGGCCUCUGAGGAGGUGGCGGAGGUGAUCGGGGAGUACCAGGAGAAGAUCGACCAGAUGCAGGAGCUCCACGCUGCCGAGAUCAUGGACAUGGAGGCCCGGCACAUCUCCGAGAGCGAGGGGCUCAGGAGGGACGUGCAGGCCCUGGAGGACGAGUGCAGGACCCUGAAGGCCAUCAUCGACAAACUCCGCAGCUCCGAGGGUGCUGCGUCCAGACAGGAGCAUGGUGCUGGACCGCAGUUCAAAGAUGGCUAUACAAGUGACAGCAGUUCGGACUGGAGCCAGCGCACCGGGUUGGACCUACAGCAGGAGUUCAGGACCACACCCGAAGGAGCCAGACGAGACAACGAGGCCGACGUUCUCCCCGACAGAAUCAAGAGUCUGUUACGUGAGGUGCACCAGGAGGGCAUGCAGGUGCUGUCUCUGUCGGAGCUGCCCUGUGACAUGGCCGGGGAGGGGACUGGACUGGCCCCCCACCUGCUGCCCCUUCAGGGCUGGACCAAAGAGAGGGAGGCCCUGCUGGCCACAGUGGAGUCCCUCAAAACCCUCAUCGCCAAGCUGCAGAUGCACAAGGGGACCCAGACGGAGGGUGCGAGUGACUGGCGUGGCGAGUUGCUGAGUGCGGUGCAGCAGGUGUUCCGGCGUGAGCGGGACGUGCUCAAGAGCGCCCUCUACAGCCAGCUGGAGAUGCUGGACACCAGUGACGCGGUCAUCCACCUCAACCAGCUGGAGCACAGGCUCAGAGAACAGGAUGCUCAGCACAGGGAGGCCAUGGGCGCCCUGCACUCCGCUGACAGGAACAGCCUGCUGACAGAGGUGCGGCAACUCCGAGCCCAGAUGGAGCAUCUGCAGCUGGAUGCAGGUGUCAGGGAGAUCACAUCUCCAUGGCAACAGUCACUGCAGCAUCCACAACAACAACAAGAACAACAACAGCAGCAGGAUGUUCCUAUCACUGGCAUAGCCGCUGGUUCCCGUGAGCAGGAGCCUGAGAGGGUAGGGCCCCAGGCUGGGGCAGCGGGCGCUCAGGACCAGCAGGGGGCAGCAGCGCGUGCAGAGCGACAGCUCCUGGAGGAGGCCAAGAGCGAGCUGGCCCAGACCAAACUGGAGCUGGAGACCACGCUCAAGACCCAGCACAAACACCUGAAAGAGCUGAACACGCUCAGGGCUGAGCUCACUCAGAAGGCGACGGAGGUGCACUCGCUGACCGACCGGCUGGCCGAGGAGCAGCGGGCGGCGAGGGAGCUGCAGUGGGCCCUGGAGAAGGAGAAGUGCAAGUCGGAGAAGAGGGAGGAAAGGGAGAAAGAGGAGCUGGAGGACCUGAAGCUGUCUCUGGCGGAGCAGCAGGCUCUGGCGUCCGACCUGAGCGCUGACCUGGAGGAGGAGCGGCAGCUGUGUGUCCAGCUCAAGGCCCAGGCUCAGGAGCAGCAAUGCCAGCAGGACGCCCAGCUGGCCCAGCAGCAGAGCAGAGCCAAGGAGCUGCAGGUGCAGCUGGAAAGUCAGCAGGCGCGGGCACAGGAGCUGCAAGGGGCUCUGGAGCGGGAGAGGGAGCUCAGCGCCCAGCUCAGGCAGAAACCAUCCACUACCACCGCGCCCAAGGGCAGCGCACUAGAAGGAGCCUCUGCCACUGGCGUCUCACAGGCCGAGGAGGGCUGCAGUCAGGUGGAGGAGGCGGUGAGCUCCAUGGAGGCGCUGCUGCGGUCACUGCAGGCGGAGCUGGAGCAGAAGGAGGCGCGCGUGGUGCAGCUGCUGGGCGAGCUGGAGGCGCAGCGGCUGGAGGCGGUGCAGCAGGGCCGCGGCUGGGACGAGGAGCGCGCCGUGCUGACCGCUCGGGCCGCCCAGGAGCAGCAGGCGCUGGCCGAGUCGCGCGCCCAGCUGGAGCGGCUGAAGCAGCGGCUGGACGAGGCCCAGGGCCGGCUACAGGGGGAGCGGGAGCGCGCCCAGAGGCUGGAGAGGGAGAGGGACCGUCUGCAAGAGAGAGUGGCCGAGCUCAGCCGGUCAGCGGCGGGCAGGGAGGCCACCUCUCUGCCCACCAACCAGAUGGCGUGGCGAGGAGAGGGCGAGGGCGAGGGUGGCGACCGCACCAGGGACUGGGUGCUGCAGCAGAAGAGUGGCGACGGACUCACCGUCCACUCCAGCACUGCCUCGCUGCUGGAGCACGCCGCUGGCACCGCCGUCGCCGUGGCAACUGAUGCCAAUGUCAACAGCAACAGCCACAUGGACGGGGUGGUGCAGAGGCUCCAGCUCAUCGCCUCCAAGAUCAAGGGCAUGACCAGCGACGCCGCCGGCAGGCUGCCUGGUAGUCAGGUGGACAGAGAGGGUCUUGCGUGGCUGCAGUGUAAUGUGGAUGACGUGCUCUCCAUGCUCCAGCACCACAUGGCAACACAGACAUCAGCAGCAGCUCCUGAGAGCGCCGCCCUGCUGGGAGGCAGCAGCUCCAGCGUGCUGACAGAGCGACUCUUAAGGCAGAACGCCGAGCUGACGGGCUUCGUGAGCCGUCUGACGGAGGAAAAAAAUGACCUGCGCAACCAGCUGCUGCGCCUGGAGGACGAGCUGAGACGCCUGCGCCAGAGAGGCCUGGGCUCCGACAGUUCGAGCAGGAAGGGCGCUGAGCAGCAGGAGCUGGCGGUGCUGAGUGUGGAGCGGGAGGCGUGGGGCCGGGAGCGCACGCGCAUGGAGAGAAGCCUGCGCCAGGCCGAGGCCGAGCUGACGCGCCUCCGCGGGGAGCUACGCAACGACACGCUCAGGGACAUGACCGGCCCUGACGCUGACAACGUAGCACUCAAGCGGAUGUACGGGAGGUACCUGCGCGCCGAGAGCUUUCGGAAGGCUCUGAUCUACCAGAAGAAGUACCUGCUGCUGCUGCUGGGCGGCUUCCAGGAGUGCGAGGAGGCCACGCUGGCCCUGAUCGCCCGCAUGGGCGGCCACCCGUCGCCCGCCUGCCUGGAGACCAUCACCCAGCGCCGCCGCGGCUUCACUCGCUUCCGCUCCGCCGUCAGGGUCUCCAUCGCCCUCUCCAGGAUGCGUUUCCUGGUGAAGAGAUGGCAUAAGGCCACUGGGGCUGGCUCUGGCACCUCACCCUGUGCCAACAGAAACGGUCUGAGUCAGAUCACAGGUGGGGAGGGGAGGCACGACUCCCCGUUCCUGCACCCAGGCAGUGUGGAGGUGGACGGGUAUCGGCGUGGCGGCAGCAACAGGGGCAGGACCGGCCGCGACUCACCCCGGUCAACCCUCUCAGCCCAGCACAGGUACCAUGGCAUGGCGGGGGAACCAGGUGGAGGGACCCCAUGCUCUCAUCUGCUGAAUUAUGACCCUGACCGCGCACUUACGGACUACAUCGCCCGGCUGGAGACACUGCAGAGGAGGCUGGGCAGUGUGCAGUCAGGGUCUUCUUCAUAUGCUCAAUUGCACUAUGGAAUAAGAAGAUAAGACUCUUGACUUCUACAUUUGAACUGGCUUGAAAAAUAACUACUCAGUUGCCUUUUCUUGUGCUGAGCUGCUGUGUUUUUUGUACUCAUGAUGAUGCUAUUUAAUGUAUACUCUGUGGGACCAAAAUCAUCUUUUUUUUCCAUCUGUAAACCAGACCCUUGGGUCGCCAGCACCAGAAACCGCUUCUUCAUGUAUGUACAUUAGUCUGCUUAUUAUUAUUAUUAUUAUUAUUAUUAAAAUUAUUAUUAUCUGUUGUGGAUGGAAUUACAAUCAUGUUUCCUAAAUGUAUAUUUGUGGAAUGCUAAUUUAAGAGAACCCAUUUAAUUUAUAUACUGUGCAAUGUAUGUACCGUGUGGGUGGGAGAUUGUAAACACAUAGGGAAUGUUGGGCUUUACUAUGAGGAGCUGCUAAUGAACACACUACACUGUGGUUUGCCAGCACGGUUUCUUGAGACAGACUACAGAGGACAUUUGUAGUAGAGGACAUAUUUUUGUAAAGGGUAGGAGCUUUGAAUUUUAUGGGUAUUUUGUCAACAUUGAAAUAAAGAUUAAUAUAAUAUUUCAAAGCA